Messenger RNA from Tachyglossus aculeatus (Australian echidna), 2266 nucleotides. RefSeq names its product SH2 domain containing 4A (gene SH2D4A). Gene Ontology annotation, molecular function: phosphatase binding. The record is from RefSeq and is a predicted model, not a curated record. Bases 327 to 1724 code for a protein of 465 amino acids. NCBI's taxonomy places the organism in Eukaryota, Metazoa, Chordata, Mammalia, Monotremata, Tachyglossidae. The transcript is spliced from 10 exons. Gene Ontology annotation, cellular component: cytoplasm.
AAAGAGAUGGCAUAGCUUCCUAAGCGCAAAGUGGCUGGGGCCCGGGGGUCAGAGGAGAUGAAAAGGCAGGUGCCACGGGGAUCCAACCGCCGCUCCUGCCACCAGCUUGGAAGGUGCUCAACAUUCCGACUGUAUAGAUGGUGCAUAGUUCCAGAAGUAGUCUGCUGACCGAACUGUGGUAUGGUUAGCCUGCAUUCCUGCCCUGUGUGUGUCUUGGGCGUGGAUAUCUCGGCGCUACACACCUACCAGCUUGGAAAGAGACUGCCCUUGGGAGUCCAUUUUCAAAGACUUUUGGCCACAGGUGUAAAGCCCUGCGAACUGCAGCCAUGCUGAGGCAGAUACUGUCAGAGAUGUACAUCGAUCCUGAUCUACUGGCAGAGCUCAGUGAAGAGCAGAAACAUAUACUGUUCUUCAAGAUGAGGGAGGAGCAGGUCCGACGAUGGAAAGAAAGAGAAGCAGCUAUGGAAAAAAAGGAGCCUUGCCCAGGGAAAUUGAGACCAAGAAAAGACAAUGGGAAAUCUGUUAAGUGGAAACUUGGAACUGAUCAAGAAGUCUGGGUCUGGGUAAUGGGUGAACACCAACUGGAUAAACCUUAUGAUGUGAUCUGUGAUGAAAUCAUUGCUGAGCGGGCCCAGCAGCAAGCACAGAAGGAAGCAGAAGAACUCAGAAAAGCUCAAGGAAAGGAAUUGACCAACACUUCUGAAGUGCAGUCCCUGCAUUCUGAUCUGUCAAUAGUGAGCCACUGGGAGACCCAAAAUGUUGCCGAAAGAGCUGCAGAUGAGAAAAAAUCAGGGCAAGUAGCUAAGGAAGCUGCAACAGUUAAAGAAGAGAAAACACAGGUGUUCUCCAGCUCCCCACGAAGCAUUCAUCAAAUGUUAGCAGAUUCCAUCAAUCGUUCUACAAUGAAAGGAUCUCAACAGAAAAAAGUCUUAAUGAAGAAAACCCAAGAAGAAGAGAUGAGGAGACAUGAGGAAGAGAGAACAAAACAGAUUUAUAAGAGUUGGAAAGAUGCCCAGGAUUCAGUACAGAAAUCUGACAAAGAAGAUCCCGAGUGGCAGGAGUCUUUAAGAAAAUCCAAAGCAGCUGAUGAGAAGAGACGGUCUAUUGCUAAACAAGCCAGGGAUGAUUACAGAAGACUCUCCCAGGCUGCCCAGAAGGGGAGAGGAACUGAAGGAUCCCAAAGCUCUCAUGGUGGGGGGCAGAGGCCAACAAGACCUCCUCUCCCACCCAAGCCCACACUACCACCACCUUCCCUCCCCAAUGGAAGGCCUUGUGGCAGAAGUCAGGGAAUUCAGAGGAUCCCAUCCUGCCCCACCCAGGAAGAAAUCAUCAAAUGGUUUAAGGAGGAGCAACUUCCACUGCGAGCAGGUUAUGAAAAGACUUCAGACACAAUCGCUCCUUGGUUCCACGGAAUUCUCACCCUAAACAAAACAGAUGAGCUUCUGAAAACAGGAACGCCUGGCAGCUUUCUGGUUCGGGUCAGUGCCAAAAUGAAAGGCUACGUGUUAUCCUAUUUAUCGAGAGAGGGAUGUAAGCAUUUCCUCAUAGAUGCUUCCACAGAUUCCUACAGCUUCCUGGGAGUCGACCAACUGCAGCAUCGGACACUGGCAGACUUGGUUGAAUAUCAUAAGGAAGAGCCCAUCACUUCCCUGGGAAAAGAGCUGCUUUUGCACCCCUGCGGACAGCAGGGGAAGACUCUCGACUACCUGCCUCUCUUUGAGUGACACAGUUUCCAUUCCCAAAUUGUAGCCGGGUUUCUCUUUGGAUGCAAGAAAAGAAACAUUUCUGGAAAGCCAAAACCUUGGGACUAAUCAUCGGCCAUCUAGCCAACAGUGAACAAUGGAAAUGACCCUUAACAUUGUUUGAGAUGUUUCUGUUCUGCACAAACUCUAAGAUGAAUGCAAUUUUAAUGGAAAAUUAUGUUUUGUGUCCUGUGAUGCUCCUGACACACAAGAUGGAGGAUUCCACAAGCUCAUUAAGGUACAGGGAACAAUUUCAGUGGAUUAUAUAGAAGAAAAUGAGCAAAAGAGGAAUUAUCACUUUGUAUAGAGAAAAAUAUACUUCCAACACAAAUAGCUGGUGCAAAUUGUUUUAUGACCUCUACAUUUCUAUUUUGUCACCAGCCCUAAAAAAUAUAAUGUCCUGGAUUGUUGUCUAACUAAAUCCAGAUUUUAGUAGUUUAGGAAAAUAAUUUGGCAUUUUACUAUCAACAAAAUCAGAAGUGGCCUGCUGCAUCUGGGAAGCAGCAUGGGAUAGUCGAUAGAGC